AAUUAAUUUGUUCCCAGUGUGGAUUCACUUUGUUUGGGUUAGACUGUUAUUAUUUGCCCUUUCAUUGUCUUCCCGAAUUAUAGUUUAUUGAAUUUUAUUCUAUAUGUAUUAAGUUGCUGUUUUUGGUAACAGCAAUGGCAGCUGCUGCUCCUACGAUUGUUGAGGCAGAUGAUCAAUCGCGGAUUCGUUUCCAGUUGGAGUUGGAAUUUGUUCAGUGUUUGGCAAACCCAAACUAUCUCAACUUUCUGGCUCAGCGGGGAUACUUCAGAGACAAGGCGUUUGUGAACUACCUAAAAUACUUGCUGUAUUGGAAAGAACCGGAAUAUGCAAAAUAUCUGAAGUAUCCUCAGUGUUUGCACAUGCUGGAGCUUUUGCAGUAUGAACAUUUCCGCAAAGAGCUAGUAAAUGCACAGUGUGCCAAAUUUAUCGAUGAGCAACAGAUCCUUCAUUGGCAGCACUAUUCACGAAAACGUAUGCGACUACAGCAAGCCCUGGCAGAGCAGCAGCAGCAGAACAAUGUUUCUGCUAAAUGAAAUAAUUAGGGACCCUCCACUGAGUUUAUAGGCUGGAAUAUUGCAUACAGCAUGCAGUAAAUGCAGGCUAAUAAAGCUGGCUUACUUUUAAGCACUGAUCGAAGAGGUAGACUGAAAACCUGUGCACCUAGAGUUUGUCUUAAUAUAUGCACAUUUGGUUGUCUUGAAUAUUAUAAACUGUUACUGAAGUAAACUUUUUUUUUUUUUUUGCAGCCAGUGAGGCUGACUUGACAACUACUUAUAUUUGAGAACAGUUGUAAAGAAAGCAGUAAAAAUACUUUUACAGUUUCUCUUAACAGAUAAUUUUAGUGGGGAUUUGAAGCUGGAUUUGAUAAACUCCUGAGGGGGGCUACAGGUUUUCUUGGAAUAUUGUAAUUACAUUACCUUUAUUAUGUGUUUAACCCAAUAGGUGCAACUCUGUUUUUUUCCCCAUUUUUUGUAAACCACAGCAUUGAAAGAAUUUCAGAACUA
Messenger RNA from Protopterus annectens (West African lungfish), 1004 nucleotides. RefSeq names its product mediator complex subunit 31 (gene MED31). Gene Ontology annotation, molecular function: transcription coregulator activity. Lineage: Eukaryota; Metazoa; Chordata; Ceratodontiformes; Protopteridae. The record is from RefSeq and is a predicted model, not a curated record. Gene Ontology annotation, cellular component: mediator complex; core mediator complex. The transcript has 4 exons. Bases 135 to 533 code for a protein of 132 amino acids. Gene Ontology annotation, biological process: regulation of transcription by RNA polymerase II.